Messenger RNA from Triplophysa dalaica, 954 nucleotides. RefSeq names its product forkhead box G1d (gene foxg1d). Lineage: Eukaryota; Metazoa; Chordata; Actinopteri; Cypriniformes; Nemacheilidae. The record is from RefSeq and is a predicted model, not a curated record. The coding region runs from base 1 to 954 and encodes 317 amino acids. Gene Ontology annotation, molecular function: sequence-specific double-stranded DNA binding; DNA-binding transcription factor activity. Gene Ontology annotation, biological process: regulation of transcription by RNA polymerase II. The transcript has a single exon. Gene Ontology annotation, cellular component: nucleus.
AUGGAUAUAAGAGAACCGAGGAUGCUGCACAGGUCGAGUUCAUUCACAAUCAAGAGUUUACUGCUUCCAUCCAAAACUGACAGAGCGCAAAUUAAACCUCCAGAAAGAAACCAGCUGCCCCCCGACACCGACACCGACUCCAAACAAUCUCCAGAUCCCACCGAUAUGGAGUCCUCAGAGAACGAGAAAACUGCGGAGAAGAAGCUCGACAAACCCCCGUUUAGCUACAACGCGUUAAUAAUGAUGGCUAUUCGACAAAGUCCUGACAAAAGACUGACGCUUAACGGAAUUUACGAAUUUAUCACGACGAACUUUCCGUUUUACCGGGAGCACAAGCAAGGCUGGCAGAACUCAAUCCGACACAAUUUAAGUCUAAAUAAAUGUUUUGUUAAAGUGCCGAGACAUUACGACGACCCGGGCAAAGGCAACUACUGGAUGUUGGACCCGUCCAGCGAUGAUGUGUUUAUUGGCGGUACGACAGGCAAACUGCGCCGACGCUCGGCAACUUCGAGGGGAAAACUCGCGAUUAAACGAGGACUCCGGUUUUCCCCGUUGGGGCUGGCAGUCAGCGAGUCAUCGAGUAAUCCUCUCUAUUGGCCGUUGUUAUCCUUACACCAUCCACAUUACGGUGGGACUUCACAUGGAUUCCUGAAUCAAGGUAACGGUUACGGUUCUUUCGUCCCUGGAGUGGAGCAUUUAGGCAGCAGGGAUGUGAGCCGGCCGAUUCUGGGAGGUUCUGGCGGUCCUCUUGGUUUGACGAACGCUUACGGGAUGAGUUCGUCUCCCGUUGGGUUACUAUCUGUCCAGUCGGGAUAUAUACACCCACCGGCCCUGCAUCAAAACACGGUCAGCUCUCAGCAGACGUUACUUACGGUCAGUCACAGGACAACUUUGUCAUCUUUCUCGCCUGCUGGAUCCCGUUGUUUACCUGCAGUUUGCCCAGAUUCGUUUUGA